AUGCAGCAGCACAAAGUACCGGCGCUUCUAAAUUUUACCCCUUGGUGUACCGGGACAUCUUACAGGGUACCGGGACUUCUUCCAGCAUACCUGGACUUCUUCCAGCGUACCGGGACAUUUUCCAGCAUACCCGGACUUCUUCCAGCAUAUCGGAAAUUCUUCCAGUGUACCAGGACUUCUUCCAGUGAACCGGGAAUUCUUCCAGUGUACCAGGACUUCUUUCAGCGUACCGGGACAUUUUCCAGCAUACCCGGACUUCUUCCAGCAUAUCGGAAAUUCUUCCAGCGUACCAGGACUUCUUCCAGUGAACCGGGAAUUCUUGCAGGGUACCAGGACUUCUUCCAGUGUACCAGGACUUCUUUCAGUGUACCAGGACUUCUUUCAGUGUACUGGGACUUCUUCCAGUAUACCAGGACUUCUUUCAGCGUACUGGGACUUCUUUUAGCAUACUGGGACUUCUUCCAGUGUACCAGGACUUCUUCCAGUGUACCAGGACUUCUUUCAGCGUACUGGGACUUCUUCCAUCGUACCGGCACUCCCUCAUUAGUCGCUGGUGAACUCACCUGCCACUGUUGGAGGAAAACCAGAGAUGAAAUCGUUCAGCUCUCCUGGACAGUGACGCAGCAUUUUUCUUUAUUCUUAAAUCCACCUGUGUGUGCAGCGAGGAUGUGGUCGUGUUUCACAGACUUUUUCACGUAUGAAACCACAAAGUCGGUGGUCGUGAAGAGCUGGACCAUCGGCAUCAUCAACCGUGUCGUCCAGCUCCUCAUCAUCACGUACUUCAUCGGGUGGGUGUUUGUCUAUGAGAAGGCCUACCAGAUAAGGGACACGGCCAUCGAAUCUUCAGUGAUGACCAAGGUGAAAGGUUUUGGGAUCUACAACAACAAAGUGAUGGAUGUGGCCGACUACGUCACUCCUACUCAGGGGGCUUCAGUUUUCUGCAUCAUCACCAAAAUGAUCACGACAGAAAACCAGGUCCAAGGAUACUGUCCUGAGAGUGAGAGGAAAUACAAUUGUUCUCAGGACAGCGACUGCACCAAGUUCCUCAGCAGACCAGGAAGUUAUGGAAUCCUCACAGGGAGGUGUGUCUCCUUCAACUCCUCGACCAAAACGUGUGAGAUUAAAGGAUGGUGUCCGGCUGAGAUCGACACCAUCAAGACUACGCCAAUGAUGGAGGUAGAGAACUUCACCAUUUUCAUUAAGAACAGCAUUCGCUUCCCAACCUUCAACUACACCAAGGGGAACUUUCUUCCUACCAUCACCGACUCCUACAUCAAGAAAUGUAACUUUGACAAGGUCAACAACACGUACUGCCCCAUCUUCAGGGUGGGAGACGUGGUCCGCUAUGCACAGCAGAACUUCACCAAACUGGCAGACAAGGGAGGGGUAAUCGGAAUUAAGAUCGGAUGGACUUGUGAUCUGGACAAGUCAGAUGACAAGUGUAAUCCCUCGUACUCAUUCACCCGACUGGAUGCCAUGUCUCAGAAGAGUGAUGUCUCACCAGGCUACAACUUCAGGUUUGCCAAAUACUACAAGAUGGAGAAUGGGACGGACUACCGCACUCUGGUUAAAGCCUACGCCAUCAGGUUUGAUGUUCUGGUCAAUGGAAAUGCAGGAAAGUUCAACAUGAUCCCGACUCUCAUCAACAUGGUGGCUGCCUUCACAUCAGUGGGAGUGGGCACAGUGCUGUGUGACAUCAUUCUGCUGAACUUCCUGAAAGGAGCAGAGCAGUACAAGGCCAAGAAAUUUGAAGAGGUGUCGGACAGCCCGCUUCACUCUCAGGGGAACGGUUUGUACCGCUCACAGCUGUCUCUGCGGCACAACGAGACCAUCAUGAGGUCCAGCGACUCAGGAGCCUUCUCUAUUGAACAGUACACCUAAUUCAGAGGGCAGACAUGGACAUGUGCUGGAUUAGGACGCUCUGAAUAUGUUCAGUAUUAUGCAUUUAUUGUGUAUUUAUCAUACAUUCAUUAUACUGUUAUUAGCCUUAAAUUAGCUUCAUAUGACAAACUAAUCUAAAUAUUGAAAGAGUCUGUGCAUGAAGACUCCUAGAAUGUGACAGUCACUCUGGAUUUUGGGGGCCAUUUAGAAAAUAAAAACGUACUUUUUAAAAGAAUC
This is a messenger RNA of Cheilinus undulatus (humphead wrasse), 2118 nucleotides long. Its product is annotated as P2X purinoceptor 3-like. Gene Ontology annotation, cellular component: nuclear inner membrane; plasma membrane. Lineage: Eukaryota; Metazoa; Chordata; Actinopteri; Labriformes; Labridae. The record is from RefSeq and is a predicted model, not a curated record. The transcript is spliced from 14 exons. Gene Ontology annotation, biological process: monoatomic cation transmembrane transport; response to ATP. Gene Ontology annotation, molecular function: extracellularly ATP-gated monoatomic cation channel activity; purinergic nucleotide receptor activity; ATP binding. The coding region runs from base 1 to 1881 and encodes 626 amino acids.